Molecule: messenger RNA, 1489 nt
Organism: Scatophagus argus
Lineage: Eukaryota; Metazoa; Chordata; Actinopteri; Scatophagidae
Product: 7 transmembrane receptor domain-containing protein
Exons: 3
Coding region: 5-1084 (359 amino acids)
Biological process (GO): G protein-coupled receptor signaling pathway
Cellular component (GO): plasma membrane; neuron projection
Molecular function (GO): neuropeptide Y receptor activity; neuropeptide binding
Source: RefSeq, a predicted model, not a curated record
AGACAUGGAUGUCCUCAUCGAUGAGGAUUUCAGUGUGACCGGUAACACCAGCCAUGAAACGGGACUGGAAAGACUAGAAGACAGCAAAAGCCAAGGACUCAAUCAAAGUGACCCCCUGGACAUGUUCAUAGGCAUGGAACUUCUUUUCCGUUUCAAAUCUCUCUUCCUGCCUCUCUACUGCCUCAUAGUCGUGGUGGCCGGUGUUGGAAACUCCUUCCUGUUGGCUUGCAUUUUGGCGGACAAGAAACUCCACAACGCCACUAACUUUUUCAUCGGUAACUUAGCAGCUGGGGACCUGCUGAUGUGUUUGAGUUGUAUUCCACUGACUGUGUCUUAUGCCUUCGACAGCCACGGCUGGGCUUUUGGGAGACCCCUCUGUCACCUGGUCCCCUUGCUGCAAUGUGCCACUGUGUUUGCAUCAGUGCUUUCACUCACUGCCAUUGCAGUGGACCGCUACAUUGUUGUAGCUCACCCAGUACGGAGGAGGAUCUCUGUGUGGGGUUGUGGUGCAGUGACUCUGGGUGUCUGGCUUUUAUCUCUGGCUUUGGCUGCACCUCCUUCUCUCUAUACACGCUAUCUGGACCUGCGACCAAGUGGCAUCGAUCUGGUAGUGUGUGAGGAAUUCUGGCCAGAUAGUGGCAAUCUGCGGCUGCUCUAUUCCUGCUUCAUUCUCAUAGCCUCCUAUAUGAUCCCGCUGCUGUCAGUCAGCGUAUCCUACUGUGCCAUCACUGUCAGCCUAAAACGUUAUUCAGUACCUGGGGAGCCAUCUAACAGCCAGCAGCGCUGGAGCCAAAGGAGGAAGAGGACCUUCUCUCUGCUGGUAGCCUCAGUCCUGGCCUUCGCGCUGUGUUGGCUGCCCUUGCAGGUGCUGAACCUGUUGCUGGACCUGGACCCAGACUUCCACAUCAUUGGGAAGCGUUAUGUAAAUGUAUUACAAGUCUGCUGUCAUUUGGUGGCUAUGAGCUCUGCAUGUUAUAACCCCUUCAUCUACGCCUCACUGCACAGCAAGGUGCGCAUGCACCUGAAAGGCUACCUCUGUCCUUGCCAGAGGGGGAUGGUGGAAAGAUCGACGUCCAGGAGUUGAUUUCAGAUGGUGCCUGUCUCACAUGCACAGCCCUGUCGCUGCCCACAAGCUAACACCUGCACCCCUAACACUGAUGUUGAUGUCUGAGGUGUCUAGAAGAAAAUAAGACAGUUACUCAACAUUCACAUACUCCAUGUAUUUCCAGCAUUUUGUGACUUCAGGACAAUCAGUCCUCUCUUGUAAAGUGUCACCAGAGAAAGUGCUAAAUAAAACCCCUUAUACAGAUCCAGACCAGACAGUAGUUCAGAAAGAUGAUGAACAAAAUUAAGCCAUCCACUGGGAUCCUGUUGUUUUUCUUGGAUGGCCCAGCUGCUGGCAUAGACGCGAAGCAGAUCCUGCAGCUUUAAAAAGGCCAGCAGUGGCAUAAACAGCCCCUCAGGCUGAGGGCUUGAUAGCAGACAUAUG